Akanthomyces muscarius is the source of this 363-nucleotide messenger RNA. RefSeq lists its product as uncharacterized. The transcript has 2 exons. The coding region runs from base 1 to 363 and encodes 120 amino acids. The record is from RefSeq and is a predicted model, not a curated record. Lineage: Eukaryota; Fungi; Ascomycota; Sordariomycetes; Hypocreales; Cordycipitaceae.
AUGCGUUUAUUAGUGGCCUUGUUGUCUCUAUUUUCGCUGGCGAGCGCCCAGUUUGGUUUCUUUGACCAAAUGUUCGGCCAGCAGGAGCAGCACCACGGCCACCACCACCAGCAACAGCAACAGAAUAAUCCGAGCGACGCUUCACAUUAUCACGCGCGCUACGAAGGCUCCGUCUGCGACAAGUACCUGUGUCCCGAUUCGCUCGCGUGCGUCCAUUUUCCACACCACUGCCCCUGCAUCUGGGAUCAGCAUGAGGAUAAAUUCGAAUUUGGCGAGGGAAAACGUCUCUGCGCGUCGAGAGGUGGUUUCAAGGACGGCGAGGCCGCGCGAAAGAUUGAGCUGGCACGUAAAGGCUUGUUGUAA